AUGCCAGAGUCCGUCGACAGCCCUGCUAGCGGCCCGCAGAAGGUCCACAUCAACCCUCGCCUGUUCAAUGAGAGUGCAGGGAUUGUGAGCGGCAGCGCUUUACCGGCUGCUCACAGUACGGCCACCCGUCCACCAAGAAGUCAAUCAUUCCCUUAUUACGAAAGGACGCCCUUCCAACCGCCCAUCACUUUCCCCUUAGCUUCCCCUCUCUCGUCCACCCAUCACUCCCAUCGUCAGCCACGUUACCAUCGCCACCAAGUCCACAAGGGCUUCUCAACCACCCAAGACACUGUUGCCUUUAUCUCCCGUCUAUACUUGACCUUCAACCGGCAGCCUGGCACCGUUGACAUCCCUUAUUACCAAUGA
Messenger RNA from Puccinia triticina, 366 nucleotides. RefSeq lists its product as uncharacterized. Bases 1 to 366 code for a protein of 121 amino acids. The transcript is spliced from 3 exons. NCBI's taxonomy places the organism in Eukaryota, Fungi, Basidiomycota, Pucciniomycetes, Pucciniales, Pucciniaceae. The record is from RefSeq and is a predicted model, not a curated record.